GGGAAGUCCUCCUGUUUAAGAAAAACCUUCUUUGGGCUGUUCCGGGCUUUUGUUUCCCUCUCCCCAUUACCAACUCUUCGCGUGGAGGUUCUCCAGCCCCGCCCCUAUUAGGGAGGCCUCCGCGCGGGCUGGAGUUUUCCCUCCCGUUUUCUCCGUUUAGCACUUUACGGCUGUAAUUCUGUGCACGCCUACUCUCGACUAUGGUCGAUAAGAUUUGCUUUUGAACAUGCGAAGGAUUGGCUUGCAAGGUUCCAUAUAACACCCGCUCGGCCUAAUGGUGAAAACAGGUUGUUCAGCAGUCUUUGAGGAGGAAAAUACCAAAAACAGUUUUGUGUGGAUAAUUGGAACCAGAAAUAUAUUGGAUCACAUCUUGCUUGGUAUUCUCUAACUUAUGCAUCAGGAGAUCUUUUUAUUCAGCAGUUUGUGUAAUAGACAUUGAUUGAGCACCAAUAGAGCAACUGCAGCAUAUUUCCUUUUCUUCUCAAGAUAGCUUUUAACAAUGGCUAGCCAGCAGGAUACAGUGGGAAAGGCCAAAAAAGAAAGCCUGCCUCUGUGGUGGAGAUCCCCCCACAAAAAACGGAAGAAAAAGAGUAAAGCAAGAGCAGGAAGACCAGAUUUUUCUAGUAUUCCAAGCAGGCCAGAAUUUACAAGGCCAGAAUUUGUUAGGCCAGAAUUUUCCAGGCCAGAAUUUGCAAUAUUUGUAGGAGAGUUAACUCCUGAAGUGGAUGACUUCUUGCUCUAUGACUACUUUUUCAAAAGGUAUCCAUCGUCUGUAGACUGUAAAGUGGCCACAGAUCUGCUGGGAUAUUCCAGGGGUUAUGGGUUUGUCAGAUUUUCUGAAGAAGGUGAUAUGAUGAGAGCACUGCAAGAUUGCCAGAAUGCACCUGGUUUAGGUGGAAAACGAAUCCGAUUGACUUUAGGAAUUUCUAAAAGAUUGAAAGCAGAAUUUCAGCGGUACCAGCCCUAUAGCUAUAAUGAUUAUUACCAGGACUAUCAAAACUAUUAUCGCCAAUAUAAUUAUGAUAGAAAUGAACGCCUUGAUCGCUAUGAACGCCUUGAUCGUUUUGAACGAGGUAACCGUUUUGGUGACCGUUUUCCUGACCGUUAUCCUGAGCAGUUUGGUGACCGCUUUCCUGAACGUUAUGCUGAGCGCUUUGGUUCCCGUUUUGGCGACCGCUACAGUGACUACCCUGAAUAUGGAGAUUAUAGUACAGAAUAUGGAGAUUAUAAUGCUGAAUAUAGUGACUACAACUACAGUUACGCAUCUUAUGAAAGGAUGCAACCAACUGGAAAUAUGGGACAACAGACCAUGAAUCCAGCUGUAUUUCAGGAAACUACUUCUAUGGUUAUGAAUGAUGAUCUAAUAACAGAAGAUCCACAACUCAACAUAGAUGUUCACAGAAUGAACAGAGAAUUUAUGGUGAGAAGUGAAGAACUCUUCGACACACUUAUGAGCUGUCAUUGGCAACCUCUGGAUACGGUCACCUCUGAGAUCCCUACUGCUUUCUAAAAGUGGCAUAUGUUAACACCACAGCAUGACUAUUAUGACCAAGGUGCUAAAUUGACAUUUCUUCUACAUUACUUUAGAUUCUAAGUUUUAAAGCACAGUGUUGGAUUUUUUUGCUAUGCUUUGAUGGCCUUUGUAAUUUUUGUUCAUCACUCAGUAUCUUGAAAUCAUGUAAAUAUUCUAGAAAUGUAAAGUUAGUCUAAAGAUAGACUUGCCUAUGUAAAUAAUAAAACUUUGUUUCUGCAAA
Messenger RNA from Rhineura floridana, 1754 nucleotides. RefSeq names its product tRNA selenocysteine 1-associated protein 1-like. The transcript is spliced from 9 exons. Lineage: Eukaryota; Metazoa; Chordata; Lepidosauria; Squamata; Rhineuridae. Gene Ontology annotation, molecular function: RNA binding. The record is from RefSeq and is a predicted model, not a curated record. Bases 500 to 1510 code for a protein of 336 amino acids.